AUGAAAUAACUAUUAGUUGAAAACCCUUUUACAGAAAAAACUCAAAUAUUUAGAUAUUAAGAUUCAUAAGAAGUUAGCAUCUAAUCAAUAUUACUAUUUAUUACCUAGAGUCUUAAACUUAAUCAUUAAUUUGUUAAUGAUUUUAGAUUUAUUUUAAAUGGUAAACAAGUAUAGAGUAAUAUUUAGUUAGCAUGCAGUUUAGAACAUAACUCUAUCCUCAGAGUUCUAAUGAGAAUUAGAGGUGGUAAGGGAGGUUUUGGUUCGUAAUUGAAAAAAGAUGCAAGGGCAUAAAAAAAGAUUACUGAUUGGGAUUUAUCGAGAGAUCUUUAGGGAAGAAGAAUGAGAGAUGUUAACAAUGAAAAAAAGCUAGUUGAAUUUUUCAAAAAGCAAAAAUAAGAAUAAGAAUAAGUUGACAAAGAGUUAAAAGAGUUUAAAGAUAUGCAAAAAGAGUAAGGAAAUCAAAAUUUUGGAUAUCAAAUAAUGAACAAUGAUUACAAAGACAGAAUUGAAAAAGUAGAGGAAUCUAUAUCGAGUUCUGUUUUACUUGGGAUAAAAAAGUAAAAAUAGAAUAAGAAUAAACCUUCAUAAGAAUAAUAAGAAGAAUAUGAAAAAGAUGAAGACGGAUUUAAGAUACCAAAAAAACUGAAGAAAAGCGAUUAAAACCCUGAAAGUCCCAUAGAAGGCGAAAUAAAAUAAGAGUUCAUUAACUCUAUUAACUCUGAAGAGUCAGACAAUAAAAGCGAAAAAUAAGAAGAAAAAGUUUAUUAAUUGCCAUUUACAAAGAGUGAUUUAAAAUAAGAAGAAAUCAGUACACAGAAUUUAGAUUCUGUAGAUGAAAAUAAAUUAAGUGAUUCAUAAAAUAGUUAAUAAAAAUAAUCAAAUAUCGAUAAAAAUAAAUUAAUUGCUAUUGGUGAAAUAAAGGAAUUCGAUAUUAUUGAAUUAGAUUAAAUUAAAUCUACAGAUGAUUUAAUUAAAUUAGGAGAUGCACACUUAAAGCACGAAUUAACCAGAUUAGGAAUAAAAGCAGGUGGUAAACUUGAAGAGAAGGCAUAAAGGUUAUGGGCAAUAAAAUAAGAUCCUUCAAACUUAUUUAAUCCGAAAUAUCUUGCAAAGAAGAAAUGA
Molecule: messenger RNA, 1122 nt
Organism: Tetrahymena thermophila SB210
Lineage: Eukaryota; Ciliophora; Oligohymenophorea; Hymenostomatida; Tetrahymenidae
Product: telomere stability/silencing protein
Exons: 1
Cellular component (GO): nucleus
Source: RefSeq, a predicted model, not a curated record